ACAAUACAUUACAAUUUGAUUGCCACACAGAUGGGGCGUGUCUAUUGUCGCAGCACCCGUAUUACCGAUUCGUGGGAUAUACAAUAUCAUACAAUCCGGUAUACGGUCGGUCCCACGUACUCACAUACGAGUGACGGAACUCUAAACGGGAAGUGUGAAGUGUAAAAGUGGCUGGAUUUGGACCAGUAAACUCCAAUAAAGGAAAUGCCUGGAAAGUUUGAGAGAGCACGUGUCUGGGGCUGUUGCCCUCAGACUGUCCGAGGAUAUCAGGGAUUUCUCGAGGGUGAGCCCAGCGGCAAGAACUUUGUCUAUGUGAAUCAAAACAAUGUUCUGGUCAGAAAUAUUGAGGAUCCAUCGAUAGUGAAUAUCUACAAUUACCACAGUAACCCAACCACAUGCGCCAAGUACGCUCCAAGUGGAUAUUAUGUUGCAUCUGGAGAUGAUAAAGGUAACUUGAAAAUAUGGGACCCUAACAACCCUGAGGCUAAGGUGAGGGAGUACCGUGUUUUGGGCGGGGCCAUCAAAGACAUCGCCUGGACUGAGGAUAGCAAACGAGUUGUCGUUGUUGGAGAAGGUGCUGAAAAAUGCGGAGCUGCCAUAAUGUUUGACACUGGGGCAUCUUGUGGGAAGAUUGAUACAAUUGAACGCACAAACUCCUGUGAUAUCAGACAGAAACGUCCAUAUCGUGCCAUCGCUGGAACGGAUGGUAAAUCUGUAGAUAUCUUCAAAGGACCUCCUUUCACCCGCUUGACCAGGCGUUAUGAUCACACCAACUGGGUGCAGAAAGCCAAGUAUGCGCCAAAUGGUGAACUGUUUGCAUCUGGAGGCUCAGACGGGAAGUUAAUUCUUCAUGGUUGGGAUGAAGGUGAGAUAGUACAAACCCUCGGAGAGGAUGGAGUAGCUCACAAAGGGACCAUUUAUGGGUUGUCUUGGAGUAGUGAUAGCAAGCAGAUUUUCACCUCAUCCGCUGACAAAACCGCUAAGAUAUGGGAUGUGGAAACUGGCAAAUGUAUUGCUGAGACUGUGUUAGGUGAUUCCGUUGGAGAUCAGCAGUACGGUUGCCUGUUGCAGAAUAAUUUCUUCCUCUCAUUAUCUUUCGAUGGUACUGUCAAUUAUAUUGACCCUAACGCACCUGCCAAACCUUGCAGAAUGAUCAAGGGCCAUCAAAAACCCAUCAAAUCCCUGUGCGUCAAUGCAGAUAGAACUAAGGUCUUUGCUGGAAGCUACGAUGGAGUUACAACUUGCUGGGAGUAUAAGAAUGGCGUUGCCAAGGCGAUCGGGGGUAAGAACAAACCCAAGCUCUUGACCCAGAUAGAUUACAGAGAUGGCAAGUUGUCUAGCGUCGGUUCAGAUGACUCCAUGCGACUAGUUGAUGAAGGAAAGGAAGAGUUUGAUGAUGACGCAUGCGCACUUGACUCACAGCCUCGGGCACUGUGCAGAGGAGCAGGGGAUCUAACUGUUGUUGCUGGAAUCGAAAAGGUGACAAUUGUGAGGGGAUCACAGAAAGCAUCAGUACUGGAUGUCACCUACGUUGGAACAGCUGUUGAUAUCCACCCUAACCAAUCAGAGGUUGCCAUUGGUGCUGAGACGGGCAAGAUAUACAUCUACUCUCUAUCUUCUGACACUCUGACUGAGAAGACCAUCAUUGAUGCCCAUACUGAAUAUGUUACUAGGUGUCGAUUCUCACCUGAUGGUGAAUAUCUAGCAGCCUGCAGCUCUUCAAAAGAGAUUGAACUCUAUAAAGUCACCAAUGAUUACGAAGAUUGUCAUCGUAGACAAUACAGGCAUGCUGCUAGAGUAACAGACCUUGCUUGGAGUCCAGACAGCAAGCAUUAUGCAACUAGUUGUCUAGAUGGGGCUGUGUCUGUAUGGAAUCUAGAGAAACCUAUGCCUAUGUCACAGCAUAAGGUUCACGGACGAGCUGAGACCAGCUGUGUUGCCUGGCUGGAUGAUGAAACUAUAGUAACCGGAGGAGGUGAUGCUUGUUUGCGGACCUUAACAGUUACUUUCUAGAAAAGUAAACUUUUAUAGAUUUAUAUAUCCAUGAGAAGUCAUACAGUUCUCAUAAUAUAUAUUGAUACUAAAAAUCAAAAGAAUAAUAGUAGCAUUGCUGAUCAUUGUUCUUUUAUGUGUACAUUAUUUCAUAUACUUGUUGAAAUUUGUAUUGAGUAGGAUGAUUAUAUUUCAUUUUGAAUUUCACCAAAGCCUCUAUUUCAUAUGAAUAGUCACACUUAUAAUUAAUCAUGACUCAAAUGUUAAAGUUUGGUAUGAGAACUAUGAAGUUACUAAAGUAAUUAAGACCAUUAAAGAUCCAAUCAGCAAUAAAUUAUAGCUUCCCUUAUUAAAUAUUUUGAUUAUAAUAUCAAUAGUUUUGAUUAAAUGUUACCAUUAUGAGAAAAUGAUUGCUUGUUAAUCUUUUGUAUGAUAAUGAUAAUAGGUUUAUCAUUUAGUAAAGUAAUCAGUAACUAUACAUUUGUAGGUUAAUUUCAUACAGAUGUUUAUAGACAGGUAUGUAGACUGUCUAACUUAAUGUUGUAACAAAAACUUGUAACUAACAGUGCAGGAUCUUAUGGUCAUAUUAUUCUCCUAAAUUGAUACCAAUAAUAUAUUUGAAUACUAUGAUACUUUCUAAAUCAAGAUAAAGCAGAGAUUUAGCCAGAUAUUGCUUGAAGAAUACUCAGUCUCAUUGAUAUCAUAUUUAAUGAAAUCAGAGUUCAUGUAUUUCUUUCCUUUUAUAUUGAAAAUUUGAAUGAUGAUUGAAAGAGUUUUGCAAAAGGUAUCAAAUUCAUUUGCUUAGGUGUCGGAUAUGUAUGUAUGGUUCCCAUCGACUGAUGAAACUUUUCUGUAUUAUAUCUAUCUAUAGGGACUGAUUUUUCAUUUUGAUUUACCGGUAAACGGAAAACUUCUGUCUCAUUGUCUAUUGUCUGAGAUAUUAGUUGAAACUUUUGCACAAAUUACAAAUUGGUUUGAUUUUGUGAGGGGUCAAUCAAGGUAUUUGAAAGCCAUGUGAAGGAGCAUAGUUUGUAGAAUCAAAAUGUAUUUUAUUUAUAUCAAGCUUGAAUUCUACAGAAUAAUUCCAAGAUUUACUCAAAAGUUUAUGCAAUUUUUUUUGUUCUGUUACAUAAUAUCCCAGCCACAAUUUAUUGUACAGAUUGUACAGAAUAAUUUUCUUUGUAAUUUAUCACACAAAUAAUUAAAUUGAAUUGAAAAUCAUAUUAUUGCGGUAAUUCAUCCAUGUUGGAUUUUUAAAAUCAGGAUGUAUUCACCAGAAACAUUUGUUUUGUUAAAUCUCUUGAAUUUAAAGAACAUUUAUUGGUUAUAUACCCAAAGAAUUAAUAUUGGUUCAAAGGUUUAGAAGUUUUAAGUUUUACAGUGUAUACAUAUACUGUAUUAUAUUUCUAUGUGUGGGUUAGAUAUACAGCUUGUAUUUAGUUUUCAUGAAAGAAAAAAAAAGCUACUUGUCAUUAUUUAUCAUUUGUCUUGAUUGAGUAGAGUUACGGUAUUUCCUUUAUAUUAAUGUAAGAAGUGAAUAAUUGGGUAAUUUUAAUCUAGUACUUUGAAUAUUUUCAGUACAGAUGUUUUAUUUUUUGUUUGGAAAAGAAAGAAAUGAAUUUGAAUGUUUUUAUAUGCCUAUUUUGAUGUAAGUUCUUGUACCACAGACGGUUUGAAUUCUUCAUGACUUCUGUCUUUAUGGGCAUGUUCCCGGGGGUCCCUUCAAAUAAUGAAAUGAAUUAGGGUAAAUUGAAGAAGAAAAAAAAAUUGAGAAAAAAUUAAAAGUAAAUUGUUCUGAAUACUCCUUUAUUUUGAUUGUAAAAAGGAAAAUGAAGUCGGCUUACUUACAUCUCAUCAAAAUACCAUAUGUUUAAUUGUCUCUAUUACUUUAUUAUUGUUUAAUGUAUCAUAUUUAUUAAUGCAGAUUGAGUAGAUUUAAUGAAAUUUACCAAAAAUUUGACUAGAAAACGUGCAAGAAAUAUUUUCCAAUUAAUCAUCCUGUAACAGGUACAAAUAAAGAAUGUUCUAAAAAUCAAAA
Messenger RNA from Lytechinus pictus (painted urchin), 4030 nucleotides. Its product is annotated as WD repeat-containing protein 1-B-like. NCBI's taxonomy places the organism in Eukaryota, Metazoa, Echinodermata, Echinoidea, Temnopleuroida, Toxopneustidae. Gene Ontology annotation, biological process: actin filament depolymerization; sarcomere organization; locomotion. Gene Ontology annotation, cellular component: cortical actin cytoskeleton. The coding region runs from base 205 to 2013 and encodes 602 amino acids. The record is from RefSeq and is a predicted model, not a curated record. Gene Ontology annotation, molecular function: actin filament binding. The transcript is spliced from 16 exons.